AUGACUGUAUGCGAACCGGACGGGAUGAUGAAUCGAGAUUUUGUUUACCUGCAUGCGAAGCAUUCACAAUUACCGAUCACGUGGUGUAAAUGCUACGAUGGGGCAAUAGAUUGCCGCGACUUGAAGUCGUCGGGGAAAUUUGGAGUGGAGCAAUGUAUUGGAUCUGAUCAAGUGUGCGAUAAAGUGGAAGAUUGUACUGAAGGAGAAGACGAGGAUGACGAGCUGUGCCUCUCACGCAGCCUUAUUGCUUACGUCGGUUCCGAGGUAUCGUGUCAAUCUAUUGAUCGCAACCUCGUUACCAUUACGUUCCCAGUUUUGGCAUCUGUUCCGCGGUCGUCGCUAGCUAGCAAGUCCUCCGCAAUUUGUCACGACUCGGAUUUGAAAUGUGGCAAUGGUCGUUGCGUGUCCCAGCUCUUUUCAUGUGACGGGAAUGACGACUGCGGAGAUUCCACCGACGAGAAAGACUGUCCUUCGGGGAUCAGGUUUGACUCGAAGACUGGUAAAUCGAGCCGGUGCCGGAAAUCUGAGAUCAAGUGUCCAGAAGACCCGAGUCAAUGUAUAUUGAAGGCGUGGAAAUGCGAUGGCAAAGCAGAUUGCCCUCGUGGAACUGACGAAUGGAACUGUUCGUGCGAUGGCUACAGGUGCUCCAACGGCUUGUGCAUCGCGUCUAAGUGGCGUUGCGACGGCUACCGAGACUGCAGCGACGGUGCUGACGAGCUCGGCUGCGUUCACAAGAAAUUGUCGGAAUCGAGCAAGGACUGUCUAUUUUGGUGCAAAGAUGGAAGCAAGUGCCUACCAGCGCACCAUGUAUGUGAUCACGAACCGCAUUGCGACGACGAGAGCGACGAAAAGGGAGACUGUGGUAUGAUGAGAAAUCGGACCCGCGGCAUUGUCAACACAGCCCCUGUGAGCACAGCUGCCUUUCAACACCGGAGGGUCCCAGGUGCUACUGUGAUAGCGGAUACCAGCUGA
Messenger RNA from Notodromas monacha, 972 nucleotides. The record is from the annotation of a GenBank genome assembly. Lineage: Eukaryota; Metazoa; Arthropoda; Ostracoda; Podocopida; Cyprididae.